AUGCGCAGGCGUGCCCUCUUGAGUGGGGAUUGGCGGGCGCGGGGCGGGACGGGGCGGGACGGGGCGGGACUCCCGUCUCGGCGCAGGCUCUGUGGGCGGAGAGGACGGAGCUGCCGGUGUCAGUUGGUUCAAGUGUCCCGGCCUGAGGCGUUCUGCCCAUCCCUUCCCUUCCCGGCGCCUCGAACGGCAGAUCAUUCAUCAAGGAUUUUCUAUCCAAGGCCCAAAAGUUUAUUACCCAAGAUGAUGAAUGCUGACAUGGAUGCAGUUGACGCUGAAAAUCAGGUGGAACUGGAGGAAAAAACACGACUUAUUAAUCAAGUGUUGGAACUCCAACACACACUUGAAGAUCUUUCUGCAAGAGUAGAUGCAGUUAAGGAAGAAAAUCUGAAGCUAAAAUCAGAAAACCAAGUUCUUGGACAAUAUAUAGAAAACCUCAUGUCAGCUUCUAGCGUUUUUCAAACAACUGACACAAAAAGCAAAAGAAAAUAAGGGAUUGAUAUCCCUUCUGUUUUACGGAAUUGCUGCUGAUCAUUUUUUCUUUAAAACUUGGAUAGAUUCCAAAAGUAAUAGUACUUUUGUUUGUGGCUUCCUUGAAUAUUUAUGAAGAUAAUGUCAGGUCUAGGCAAAAUUAAGAGCAUAACAGAAGACUUCCAUGAGUUUGUGUAUUAUGUUAGUCUAUAAAAACGUGCACAUGUAUUGUAGAGACUUUAUAAUUAGAAAUGCAUAUAUUUAUGAAACUUGAAAAUGUUUUACUGAAUUUGAUUUAUAGGUUUAGCACUGUCUUUUAUUUUAGGCAUAGUAAGAGAUACAAGAAAAUAACCACCAUGUUGUGAAAAAGUGACCAAAAUCAUGUACUGAAUGCACAGCUUUAUGUACCCUGUCCACCAUCGUGUGCCUCUUCUCAUUUGCUUAUUCCCCUUUUCCUUCCUCUAAGGAAAAAAUUGGUUUCACAUUUGUAAAAGUAAUUUCAAUAGUUAAUCACCUAUGAGAGUAACCUGAACUCUAAUUGUUGACACUUAACCAAAAUAAGAUCCUUUCUCAGUUAGGGCUUGUUAUAUUUAGUAAUAAGAUAGGGUGGCUGGUUUCUCUUGAAUCAGUUGAAAACAGAGGCUAUAUAAAUGAUUUUUAUUUGAAACUGAAUUGUCAUAUUGGGAAGAUUUGAUGUUAAAAACUUCCCUUUGCACAAAAUAACCCACUUGAGAUCUGAAAAGGUGAGCUCUGGUUGUGUGUGUGUUUGAAAUAGAAAAUUUUUAGAAACAUAGAAGUAGGAUGGAAAAAGUACUUGGUAAACAGUAGUAACCAACUCCAAAUGUUUUUACUCCAGGUUUGUGUUCUCUCUGGCACAGACAGAUCUUUUGGGGGAUAUAUAUGAAAGUGGAUUAAGUUUGGCUAACCUUAUGUAAACCACAUCUAGAAGAGAAUAGUUACAAAAAGUUUGGUGUCAAGGUUUAUUUGUAGUACCCAGCAGAUCAACUUUUGCAAAAUCCCUUAAGAGUGUAUUAGUAUCGGAAUCAUGAAUAAAACGGGAGAGUUGUACAUGUAUACUAAUGGAUACUUUCUCAGUAUUUGCUCUUACUACUUCUCCCAGAAUUUUCUGUAAACCCAACUACUUGGUUUGCAGGGUUUAGUCAUUCUUUUAACAAUUUUUAAAAAUUUAGUUUGUAGAUUCUAUUUGGUAAGGAAAUUAGUAUAAGAAGUGUAAUGUUAAAAUAUUAAAUAAAAAAGAAAUCCACUAAUAUAGCUUAUGGUUAUUAGAAUUGGGAUACUUUUAAUCAUGGAAUAAUAAUGUUUGUAUUGGUGUAAGAUUUGCUGACUUUAGCUGUAUGAAUAUAUAAUAGUCAUACUGCAAACAUUUUGCAUCCUUUUGUGACCUAACUUACAAACAUUUAAAAUUGUGUUGCAAUUAUGUUUUGCUGUUUAAUAAAAAGCUGUUUCAGAGA
Molecule: messenger RNA, 1940 nt
Organism: Diceros bicornis minor
Lineage: Eukaryota; Metazoa; Chordata; Mammalia; Perissodactyla; Rhinocerotidae
Gene: SCOC
Product: short coiled-coil protein
Cellular component (GO): trans-Golgi network
Source: RefSeq, a predicted model, not a curated record